CACGACAGCAGCUCAUCCUCCAUCAUCAUGUAUUUGCUUGUUAGUUUUUGCGUCGCCAUUUUGGCCGUGCUGCAGGUGCAGGGUGCCUCCUACAUCCCGGAUUCGGACCGAAACACCAAGACGCUCCAGAACGAACUGCAAGUGGAGCGGGAUGGCAACUACAGGUACGCCUACGAGACCUCCAAUGGCAUAUCCGCCUCGCAGGCAGGACUAGGCGGCGUUUCCGUCCAGGGUGGAUCCAGCUACACCUCGCCCGAGGGCUCUGUGAUCAGUGUCAACUAUGUGGCCGAUGAGUUUGGCUACCAUCCCGUUGGCGAUCACAUACCGCAGGUGCCGGACUACAUAUUGCGGGCCCUGGAGUACAUUAGGACGCAUCCCUACCAGGUCAAGGAUUACUAUACCGGCGAGCUGAAGACCGUGGAACACGAUGCAGCUGCCUUCAACGUCUACACCCGCAAUUUCCAGGAGGCAACGUCACCGAGAUCCCGGCCAAGCACCACACCAAAGACCAUCUACCUCACCCAUCCGCCCACGACGACAACGGUGCGACCUGUGCGACAGAGACGCGGUGCUCCGAGGCACUGAAAAUGACGGAUGACUGGGGAUGUGGUUCAGGAAUCUUUGGCGGGGGAAGGGGCCGGUCUCCAUGGAAACCAACAUACAAAUCUGUGAAUUUUGAUCUAAACAAUUAAUUAAGCCUCAAACAAUAAAUAGAAGUGCUAAGCAAGCGUAAGCUAAAAUAUGAAAAAGAAGACAAAAGGCAGCUAUU
This is a messenger RNA of Drosophila kikkawai, 769 nucleotides long. It is a transcript of the gene Pcp, whose product is annotated as Pupal cuticle protein. Gene Ontology annotation, molecular function: structural constituent of chitin-based larval cuticle. The record is from RefSeq and is a predicted model, not a curated record. NCBI's taxonomy places the organism in Eukaryota, Metazoa, Arthropoda, Insecta, Diptera, Drosophilidae. Gene Ontology annotation, cellular component: chitin-based extracellular matrix.